AUGUACCCAACACAAGUUCAGGAAAUCAACUCCUCCACGGUCACUGAGUUCCUUAUACUGGGAUUCCCGGCUCUGAAUGAUUACAAGUUGCCUUUCUUCUCCAUUAUUCUUCUCAUGUAUUCCAUGACUAUUUGUGAAAACUUCUUGAUCAUUUUUCUGGUCGUAACAAGCCAACAUCUCCGUUCUCCAAUGUAUUUCUUCCUUGGACAUUUGGCACUGUCAGACAUCGUCCUUGUGACAAGUGUUAUUCCUAAGAUGUUGGAUAUCAUUAUAAGAGAAGGGAUCAUGAUAUCUUAUGUUGAGUGUUUAACUCAAUCUUAUGUGUAUGGUGGAACUGUCAGUGCAGAGUGUUUUUUGCUCACAGCCAUGUCCUAUGACCGUUACUUGGCCACCUGUAGACCUCUGCAUUAUAUUUUAAUGAUGAGUGUCAAGGUUAGAUACAGCCUGAUCAUCUCAUCCUGGAUGCUCGGUUUUACAUUAAUGCUUAUCUCACUUUUACUUAUUUGUGGUUUAGACUUCUGUGGGCCGAAUGUUAUUGACCAUUUCUUUUGUGACUAUACCCCUCUGCUACAACUUUCUUGCUCAGAUACAGCCAUUCUUGACAUUGAACUGGUUGUCCUUUGUUUUCCAAUAAUUAUUUUGCCAUUUGUAUUCAUUAUUAUAACAUAUGUUCACAUUUUCAUCACUAUCUUUGGAAUUUCCUCCACCUCAGGCCGACAAAAGACUUUCUCCACUUGUAGUUCUCACUUGGUAGUUGUUUCUACCUAUUAUGGCUCCAUGCUCAUAAUUUACAUAGUUCCAUAUAGAGGACAUUCACUUACUGUUAACAAGUUUAUUUCCGUUGUCUACAUUGUACUAACCCCCCUUCUAAACCCUGUUAUAUACAGUCUGAGGAAUAAAGCCAUUCAGUCAUCCGUGAUGAAAUAUCUGAAUGUUUGUGGUAAGAACAGAAACUUGUAG
Molecule: messenger RNA, 960 nt
Organism: Bufo bufo (common toad)
Lineage: Eukaryota; Metazoa; Chordata; Amphibia; Anura; Bufonidae
Product: olfactory receptor 11A1-like
Exons: 1
Coding region: 1-960 (319 amino acids)
Biological process (GO): G protein-coupled receptor signaling pathway
Cellular component (GO): membrane
Molecular function (GO): olfactory receptor activity; G protein-coupled receptor activity
Source: RefSeq, a predicted model, not a curated record